Messenger RNA from Nothobranchius furzeri (turquoise killifish), 3863 nucleotides. It is a transcript of the gene wdr33, whose product is annotated as WD repeat domain 33. The record is from RefSeq and is a predicted model, not a curated record. Gene Ontology annotation, cellular component: mRNA cleavage and polyadenylation specificity factor complex. Lineage: Eukaryota; Metazoa; Chordata; Actinopteri; Cyprinodontiformes; Nothobranchiidae. Gene Ontology annotation, molecular function: protein binding.
CUGAACAGCGAAACGUUCCUAAACCAGACCACAACCACCAGUCUUGAGAGGUUCUAUUGGUGUAACUCCUGAUGUUAUUUCUGUUGGUUACGGUCCGUCCGUGAGGACACAGACCCUCCUAACGGUUAUCCGGUUAGCCUGCCGUUCCAGCCGCCCACGCUACUAGCGCCAUCUAAGACUUAGCUGUAGGUAAACAUCAGACUCGUCCCUACUGGUGGUUCUCUCCGGACCGGUGUAGGAGCUGUUGACCGCUGUGGAUCCGCAUAAGGCGGGGAGGGCAGCGCGAGCUGUGGUGGUGGAGCUCCGAGCUCCGAACGGGGCUCGGUUUUGGUUGCUGGGAGACCUGGAGGUGGCUGUAGCUUAACCAGGAAGCAUCCUCUGCGGUGAUGGUAGCUGGAGCUGUCAGAUUUAUGCAGGUGCUGGGUCAGCUGGUUAAGCUGGUUGCCAUGGCGACAGAUGUGGGCUCACCACAGCGGUUCUUCCACAUGCCGCGCUUCCAGCACCAGGCACCACGGCAGGUGUUCUACAAGAGGCCAGACUUCGCCCAGCAGCAGGCCAUGCAGCAGCUGACCUUCGAUGGGAAGCGCAUGAGGAAGGCUGUGAACCGGAAAACCAUUGACUACAACCCGUCUGUCAUCAGAUACCUGGAGAACCGGCUGUGGCAGCGAGACCACAGAGACUUCAGAGCCAUCCAACCUGAUGCGGGCUGCUAUAACGAUCUUGUUCCUCCUCUCGGGAUGUUGAACAACCCAAUGAAUGCUGUCACCACCAAGUUUGUCAGGACCUCUACCAACAAAGUCAAAUGCCCCGUGUUUGUGAUCAGAUGGACUCCUGAGGGCCGGCGGCUGGUGACUGGAGCCUCUAGUGGAGAGUUCACUCUGUGGAAUGGACUCACCUUUAACUUUGAGACUAUCCUGCAGGCCCAUGACAGUCCUGUCCGGGCCAUGACCUGGUCCCAUAAUGACAUGUGGAUGUUGACGGCGGACCACGGUGGCUACGUGAAGUACUGGCAGUCCAACAUGAACAACGUGAAGAUGUUCCAGGCUCACAAGGAGGCCAUUAGAGAAGCCAGUUUCUCACCAACUGAUAACAAGUUUGCCACCUGCUCAGAUGACGGCACUGUCCGGAUCUGGGACUUCCUGCGCUGCCAUGAGGAACGAAUCCUCAGAGGUCACGGUGCUGAUGUGAAGUGUGUAGAUUGGCAUCCCACCAAGGGCCUGGUAGUUUCGGGCAGCAAAGACAGCCAGCAGCCCAUCAAGUUCUGGGACCCAAAGACUGGUCAAAGUCUGGCAACACUCCAUGCCCAUAAGAACACAGUGAUGGAAGUGAAGUGGAAUCUGAAUGGGAACUGGCUCCUGACUGCGUCGCGGGACCACCUAUGUAAACUUUUUGACAUCCGGAACCUGAAGGACGAGCUGCAGGUCUUCAGAGGACACAAGAAGGAGGCCACAGCGGUCGCCUGGCAUCCCGUCCAUGAGGGUCUGUUUGCUAGCGGUGGUUCUGAUGGGUCACUGCUGUUUUGGCACACUGGAGUGGAGAAGGAGGUGGGGGGUAUGGAGAUGGCUCAUGAGGGGAUGAUCUGGAGUCUUGCCUGGCACCCGCUGGGUCACAUCCUGUGUUCUGGGUCCAAUGACCACACCAGUAAGUUCUGGACCAGGAACCGACCGGGAGACAAGAUGAGGGAUCGCUACAACCUGAACCUGUUACCUGGGAUGUCCGAAGAUGGUGUGGAAUACGAUGAUGUGGAGCCUAACAGCAUGGCCACAAUUCCCGGGAUGGGAAUUCCGGAGCAGCUGAAGGCAGCCAUGGAGCAGGAAAACAACAAUAAGGAGCUGGCUCCAGAUGUGGAGAUGUCCAUUCCCGGGCUGGACUGGGGGAUGGACGAGGUGAUGGGCAAAGACGCUAAGAAAGUUCCUCAAAAGAAGGUCCCGUACGCCAAACCCAUCCCAGCUCAAUUCCAGCAGGCCUGGGCGGAGAACAAAGUUCCGAUGAUGCCUUUGUCUGCAGACAAAGAGCGACACAUGGAGCAGAAGUUGGACAUGAAGAAGAAAACACAGGUAGCGCUGGAGCAGGAAAUGGCAGCGCUUCAGUACACUAACCCCCAGCUACUGGAGCAAAUGAAGAUGAAACAGAUGAACGCUGAUGGGAACAUGGGCCCUCUGCAGGGGCCGGGAUCCAUGGCCCCCUAUUCAGGUCCUGGGGCUUCUAGUGGUCUAGGUGGACCUGGAGGACCAGGGCCUCCUGGUCAACAAGGCUUUGCCCAAAACAUGCCUCCUCAACAGAUGCCUAACAACAUGGGCCCCCCCAUGGGUCCUGGAGGGAUGCAGCCCUCUUUUAUUCCAGCUGGACAAAUGGGUCCCCUCUCUGGACCUCUCUCUCAUCAGGGCCCCCCUCAUGGCAUGAUGGGACCAUCAGAAAUGCAAGAACCACAGCGACAUUCUGGACCCCCUAGAAACAUGGGCCCUCAGGGUCAUCAUGUUAUGGGACCCAGGGGAAUGCAGGGCCCCGCAGGAGGGAUGAUAGGCCCCCCUCCUCGUGGAAUGGGUCCAAGGGACCCUCAAGGACCCCCACCUCAGGGAGGAAUGAUGCCACCUCAAGGAAGCAUGAUGGGGCAGCAGGGUCCCAUGCAGGGUGGGAUGAUGGGCCCCCCACCUAGGACUCACAGUAACAUGGCAAACAACUAUGGGAUGGGCAAUAUGCAGGGGCCACCUGGAGGAAUGCAGGCCCCCCUCGGAAAUAUGCAGGGGCCCCCGUACAUGCAGCAUCAGGGUCAGAACUCUGGGCCCAUGAUUCAUGGUAUGGGUCCACAGGGCCCCAACAACCUAGGAGACCCUCGGGGGCCACCGCCUAACCACCACAUGGGUCCUCCUGACCGGCAGGGUGCCGGAGGACCUGACCAGGUUUCAGGUUCUUAUUGGGGGGAUAACCAGCAGGGACGACGAGGCCCACAGGACUUUGAUGGAGGACAGGAUUUUCAUAGCCAAGGAGAGGAUGGCUGGAGACCAGGACCUGGUCCUGGAUAUCAGGGUGGGGGACACAGAGGUGGAGGGCACCGAGGAGGAGGAGGAAAGUGGGGUCCCGAUGAGCGAUUCAGUGGAGCUGACUUCAGAGGAAGGAGGGAUGACAGGUUCAGAGGAGGCGGGUCCAGCAGAUCUGGAGGGCGGGGCUAUGCUGAUGACUUUAGCAGUCAGGAAGAAGGAUACGAUGGGCCUGAGGACAUGGGCCGAGGCUGGGACACUGGGGGACGAGGAAGGCCACCGCGAGGAGGAGGUCCACCAAGAGGAGGAGGUCAUGAGGGUUACCGUGAUGAUGGCUCAUCCUCAGGUGGCCGUGAGCGUCCGUCGUCCUUGCAGGGAAUGGACAUGUCAUCUCUGCCACCCCGGAAGCGUCCGUGGCAGGAUGGACCAGGAACGGGAGAACCUCGGGAACGGGAAUCCUCUGCUGCUGACGGAGCAGGUCGUCCUCCUCACAGGGAUGAUGGCAGCUAUGCCCCGUCUGGUCGAGGUGGGCGGGGUGGCUGGGGUCCUGGAGGGGGACCGGGUCCAGGUUCCUGGAGAGGAGGCUUGCCACCCAGAGGAGCACCAAGAAGUGGUGGGCGAGGCCGGUAGUUCUAAAGACUUAAAACCUCCUAGACGUGUGACCAGGUCCUGAAAAAAACUCAGACUGACCACAGGUCAUGUGACACAUUAAGUGGGGGUGCCUGAUUGGUGGCCCUGCUCACCUGAGUGAACAGGUGAAGGGCGUCUAUGAGACUUGUGGCUGUUUGUUUUAUUGCAGCUUGUCUGCAGGUUUUUGUAACAGAUUUCUAAGUGUUUGUGUUUUCACGUCCUCACUGAGGGAACAAUAAAGAUUGAAGCUUCAAA